Messenger RNA from Eruca vesicaria subsp. sativa (arugula), 1771 nucleotides. The record is from the annotation of a GenBank genome assembly. Lineage: Eukaryota; Viridiplantae; Streptophyta; Magnoliopsida; Brassicales; Brassicaceae.
AUCGGUGAGGCUGAGAGUAAAUUCACUACAAAAACUGAGUGUCCUCCCCCGCAAAAAAAAAAGUUGUUAGCUAAAAAUUGCCAUUGUUUUUUCUCGUUUGAUCUUGCUUUCUUUCAAAAAAAAAAAAUCGGUUUCUGUGUUUAUUUAUGUUUGAAUGGUUUUAAUUGAUUAUUCAUACGAAAAUUCAAGCUUAUGAAACUGUGUUUUUCUACCUGCACAUUUAAUUGAAAUAUUUUUCUUCUGAAUUUUUCGUUUUAUUUUUCGUAGAUUUAGUCGAGGGUUAUUUUUUGUUCCCUCCUCUUGGAUCUAAACAAGGUUGCUUAUUUCAAACCUUUUACGAUCCAUUUUAUUUUCUUGAAUCUUUUCGGAAAACCCUGUUCUUUACUUUUGACAAAGAACCAGGUGUAAAUUUUCGGAUUCAAAAUUUUAUUUCUCUUUUUAAAAAAAUUAAAAUCUACAAAUCAUAAUGGAAGCUGCUAUGAAUAUGUACAGUAGCAAAACGUUUCAACAGCCAGAUUCGUUUGGUGGUGGUGAACUCAUGGAAGCGCUUGUACCUUUUAUAAAUAGCGUUUCCAACUCCUCUCCCGCGUCUGCGUUUAUUCAACCCGCAGCGUCUGCGUUUUCUCCUUCUCUACCACCUACGUUCCCCGGCUAUUACCCGCAAGACUAUUCAACGUUCAUGACCCAACCGUUCACUUACGGUUCGGAUCUUCUUCAAACCGGGUCAUUAACCGGACUAAACCACCUCUCUACCUCCCAAAUCCACCAGAACCACAACAACACCUUCUCAAGUCUUCUCAGCCCUAAGCCUUUACUGAUGAAACAGUCCGGAGCCACGGGAUCUUGUUUCGCCUACGGUGCUCCUCCGAAGCCGACGAAGCUGUACAGAGGCGUGAGGCAACGUCACUGGGGAAAAUGGGUGGCGGAGAUCCGUUUGCCGAGGAACCGUACUCGUCUCUGGCUUGGAACGUUCGACACGGCGGAGGAAGCUGCCUUGGCUUACGACAAGGCGGCGUAUAAGCUGCGCGGCGACUUCGCCCGGCUUAACUUCCCUAACUUACGUCACAACGGUUCCCACAUCGGAGGAGAGUUCGGUGAAUACAAACCGCUUCACUCCACCGUAGACGCUAAGCUCGAAGCUAUUUGUCAGAGCAUGGCGGAGGCGGAGAAGCAGGGCAAAACCGCGACGAAAGCGUCGAAGAAACGUGCCUCCUCGAAGACGGUUUCAUCGCCGGAGAAAGUCAAGGCGGAGGAUAAGUCUCCACCGGUGACGGAGUUCGUUGAGUCCGCCGGUUCUUCGCCGUUGUCGGACUUGACGUUCGCCGACACGGAGGAGCCGCCGCAGUGGAACGAGACGUUUUCGUUGGAAAAGUACCCGUCGUACGAGAUAGAUUGGGCUUCGAUCCUGUCGUGAUCAGUUCGUGUAGUUUGGUUUGGUAAUAGUAGGGGUAAAUUAGGGAUUUUAGAAGCCGCCUGUAAUGGAGUUUUUGGAAAUUACAUGGAGAGGCUUGAUAGGGUAAUUAUCUUUAUGAUUAGUGGGGUUAAAUCUCGUAUGUGUUAAUAUUAUGUUUGUAUUAGUCUCUGUGUCGGUCGAGCUGCGGUUUUUUGUCAUGCUUCGACCAUGCCACAGAUUUCAUUUUAUGUAAUUUUUCCUUUUUGGUCUAUGUAAUUUCUAGCUUCGUUUUCUUUAUCAUAAUGUGAUGUUUUUAGUUUAGUUUUCUAGUAAAUUCCAAUCUUCCCUAUGAAUUAUGAUCCUUAAGAACAUGCUUAC